This is a messenger RNA of Suillus subalutaceus, 828 nucleotides long. RefSeq lists its product as uncharacterized. Lineage: Eukaryota; Fungi; Basidiomycota; Agaricomycetes; Boletales; Suillaceae. The record is from RefSeq and is a predicted model, not a curated record. The transcript is spliced from 12 exons. Bases 1 to 828 code for a protein of 275 amino acids.
AUGACUAUUGCGAAGCUCUUGUUCAUAUCAUGGUGUUGUCUUAGGUCCACUUGGUGCGCUGGUCAGCAGUUUCACAGGAUCUUCAACUUUGACCUGCGAGGAAGCACCAGCAUCUUCAGAAUCAGUUGCACCUUCGACAGGCACCUUCUAGUCUUCACCAUUGGUGGUUACUUUGGGCUUCAGGUUACUGAGGUGUCACUGUGGGAAGUAACAAUAAGGUCACUCCCUGCUCGUUUCUCUCAGAGGCUCUCUCUGCUCAUCGAUCAGCCUACGAUACUUGGGCACCCCAAAGACAAUGUCUUCCUUGACAAGUGCUUCACCUCCGCAAAGGUGGUCAUUAAGCAAAUGAUCGAAGUGCUGGCACCUAGUGGUCUUGUGCGCACUGCUCCUGAUGGCCACUUUGUCUUUGUGUCUUUCGCCUCUGCAUUCAUGCUCAAGCUUCUGCGUCCCGAGUUUGCUCAACUGUUGACAGGCACCAUCGCUUAUGUCGCUGUCAACGUGGAUGAUCACCAAGAAGAAGGACCAGAGGAUCUCAAGUUCAAAUGGUAUCUCACAGAUCACACCACUGCGCAAAGUAUGCUGCUGCAGUAUGUGUUUCCCUUUGUCACGGUCUUUUGUUCGUUGAUGGUGUCCCCGCAGAGAGGUAUCGAUGUUAUGAUGCCCAUGGGCAGAGUUUGCCCCACAUAUUACGUCAAGCCAGCAACGUCGUAUUGCUACUGCCAUGAUCUUGAACUCUAUUCCUCUGGCGACACGAAGGCAGAUCUCUACUUGCUUUGCAAAGCUGCAUCCCUUAUCUCUGCUUGCCCCGCUUGGAUCCUGCAAGCAUGA